This is a messenger RNA of Lacerta agilis (Sand lizard), 1828 nucleotides long. It is a transcript of the gene EEF1A2, whose product is annotated as eukaryotic translation elongation factor 1 alpha 2. Gene Ontology annotation, biological process: translational elongation; translation. The coding region runs from base 204 to 1595 and encodes 463 amino acids. NCBI's taxonomy places the organism in Eukaryota, Metazoa, Chordata, Lepidosauria, Squamata, Lacertidae. The transcript has 8 exons. The record is from RefSeq and is a predicted model, not a curated record. Gene Ontology annotation, molecular function: GTPase activity; GTP binding; translation elongation factor activity.
GGGCGGUGACUGCAUUGCGCCGUCGCCGUCAAUAGGUGGACCCCCUCCCGGGGAAAUAAAGCCGCCCGAGCCGAAGCUGGCAGCCUCUGCUGUCUGAGACCACAGCUGCCGCAGCCGCCUCGCCUCCGGUCACAGCCGCUGCUGAGCUCUCCAUCCCUCCGCAAGCGCCGGCCUGCCGAUAACAGAUCCCGAGGGGAGGAAAGAUGGGGAAGGAGAAGACCCAUAUCAACAUUGUUGUCAUUGGACAUGUGGACUCCGGGAAAUCCACCACCACCGGCCACCUCAUCUACAAAUGUGGGGGCAUCGACAAAAGGACCAUUGAGAAAUUCGAGAAGGAAGCCGCGGAGAUGGGGAAAGGCUCCUUCAAGUACGCCUGGGUGCUGGACAAGCUGAAGGCAGAGCGUGAGCGAGGGAUCACCAUCGACAUCUCUCUGUGGAAGUUCGAGACCACCAAGUACUACAUCACCAUCAUUGACGCCCCCGGGCACCGGGAUUUCAUCAAGAACAUGAUCACGGGGACUUCGCAGGCCGACUGUGCCGUCUUGAUUGUGGCUGCUGGGGUAGGCGAGUUCGAAGCCGGCAUCUCCAAAAACGGCCAGACCCGCGAGCACGCCCUCCUGGCGUACACCCUGGGCGUCAAGCAGCUCAUCGUGGGCAUUAACAAGAUGGACUCUACGGAGCCGCCGUACAGCGAGAAGCGCUACGAUGAGAUCGUCAAGGAAGUCAGCGCCUACAUCAAGAAGAUCGGCUACAACCCAGCGACCGUUCCCUUCGUUCCCAUCUCUGGCUGGCAUGGCGAUAACAUGCUGGAGCCGUCUCCCAACAUGCCUUGGUUCAAAGGCUGGAAAGUGGAGCGCAAGGAAGGGAACGCCAGCGGAGUGUCGCUGCUGGAAGCUCUGGAUACCAUCCUGCCCCCCACCCGCCCCACAGAUAAGCCUCUGCGCCUGCCCCUUCAAGAUGUCUACAAGAUCGGAGGAAUCGGGACCGUCCCCGUGGGCCGCGUGGAGACGGGGAUCCUGAGACCCGGCAUGGUGGUCACCUUCGCUCCCGUCAACAUCACCACAGAGGUGAAGUCGGUCGAGAUGCACCACGAGGCCCUGAGCGAGGCGCUGCCGGGGGACAACGUUGGCUUCAACGUCAAGAACGUGUCCGUCAAGGACAUCCGCCGUGGCAACGUCUGUGGCGACAGCAAAUCCGACCCACCUCAGGAGGCGGCCCAGUUCACUUCUCAGGUGAUCAUCUUGAACCACCCCGGCCAGAUCAGCGCUGGAUAUUCCCCUGUCAUUGACUGCCACACUGCCCACAUCGCUUGCAAAUUCGCCGAGCUGAAGGAGAAGAUUGACCGGCGUUCCGGCAAGAAGCUGGAGGACAACCCGAAAUCCUUGAAAUCGGGGGAUGCCGCGAUUGUGGAGAUGAUCCCGGGCAAGCCCAUGUGUGUGGAGAGCUUCUCCCAGUACCCACCCCUGGGGCGCUUUGCCGUGCGCGACAUGCGGCAGACCGUGGCCGUGGGCGUCAUCAAGAACGUGGAGAAGAAGAGCGGCGGCGCCGGCAAGGUCACCAAAUCGGCCCAGAAGGCCCAGAAGGCUGGCAAAUGAAUCGUAGGUGCCCAGUGCCUCGCGCAGAAACCAUCCCCGCAGCCGGGAUGCCGCCACCUUCUCCCCGAGGGGCAUGCGUGCACAUCCGCUUGUAAGAGUCUGUAUGUCAACGACUGGAUGCUCACCAUUAAAGUCCAGUGGAAAUUCUUUAAAAGGAAAAGCAUGUCCUGGCGUCCGUGAGGCUUUGUGUUCAAAUUUUACCAAUAAAACUGGUACAACAUCCACAGCGAAAA